AUGUCUUGCUCUAAGGAGACUGAUUACAUCCAGUCACUGUGCUGUGUUCAGUGGCCCUUGAGCUACCUUUUCAUCUUUUGGAUCUUGCAGCCAUUGUUCAUUUACUUGCUGUUUACAUCCUUGUGGCCUCUUCCCACACUUUACCUUGCCUGGCUUUUCCUGGACUGGAAGACUCCAGAACAAGGUGGCAGGCGUUCAUCAUGGGUAAGGAACUGGUAUGUCUGGACCCACCUGAGGGAUUAUUUCCCUGUCACAAUCCUGAAGACAAAGGACCUACCACCAGAGCACAACUACCUCAUGGGGGUUCACCCGCAUGGCCUCCUGACCUUUGGCGCCUUCUGUAACUUCUGCACUGAGGCCACAGGCUUCUCAAAGAUCUUCCCAGGGAUCACUUCUUACUUGGCCACGCUCUCCUGGUUCUUCAAGGUUCCUAUUCUCAGAGACUACCUCAUGGCCAAAGGCGUGUGCCCUGUGAGCCAGCAAGCCAUUGACUACUUAUUGAACCAUGGCACUGGCAACCUUGUGGGCAUUGUCGUGGGAGGAGUGAAAGAGGCCCUGCACAGUGUGCCCAACACCACCACUCUCCUCCUCCAGAAGCACAAGGGGUUUGUGCGUACAGCUCUUCAGCAUGGGGUUCAUCUGGUCCCCACCUUCACUUUUGGAGAAACGGAACUGUUUACUCAGGUGGUGUUCUGCCAGAGCAGUACAAUGGGAAGGUUCCAGCACGUCUUCCGGCAGAUCUUUGGUUUCUAUUUUUGUGUCUUCUAUGGACAGGGCUUCCACCAAGACUCCACAGGGUUGUUACCAUACCACCGGCCUAUUGUCACUAUAGUUGGAGAGCCUCUACCACUACCUCAUAUUGAAAAGCCAACUCAGGAGAUAGUAGACAAAUACCAUGCUCUCUAUAUGGAUGCCCUGCAGAAACUAUUUGAACAGCAUAAGACCCAGUACGGCUGUCCAGACACCCAGAAGCUGCUGUUCUUGUGA
This is a messenger RNA of Perognathus longimembris pacificus (Pacific pocket mouse), 987 nucleotides long. RefSeq names its product acyl-CoA wax alcohol acyltransferase 1 (gene Awat1). Lineage: Eukaryota; Metazoa; Chordata; Mammalia; Rodentia; Heteromyidae. The transcript is spliced from 7 exons. The record is from RefSeq and is a predicted model, not a curated record. Gene Ontology annotation, cellular component: endoplasmic reticulum membrane. Gene Ontology annotation, biological process: lipid metabolic process. Bases 1 to 987 code for a protein of 328 amino acids. Gene Ontology annotation, molecular function: long-chain-alcohol O-fatty-acyltransferase activity.